CGAUAACUGCCGGAUUUCCUAGGGGAAGAAAUUGCUUGUAACUCACCAAUUUCCUGCACAACCCACAAACACUUCCUGCGUAAACUGCUGCUUUUAUACAGCUGGGGGAAGCGCCAGUGCUGCCUUCUGGUAUAUGAGCCUGUUAAACCCUCUCCUAGCCAGUACUCUCAUACACCUGGAUGUGGGUCACCUAUGGAACAGCCAGGGGUAGCAGCAGCAGGAGCUGGUUAUCAGUCAGCUGUCCCUGCUCGGCACGCCUUGAGGAAAAUGUUUGGAAACUUUGUGAAUACAUCAGAAGCUAUGAUCAAUACCCUUUAGAAGAAUUUUAUGCUGUUUUCAUAUCCAAUGAGAGAAGGAUGAUACCGCUCUGGAAGCAGCAGUCAGGAUGUGGAGAUGAACCUGUAGUUUGGGAUUACCAUGUUAUUUUACUUCAUGUUGCAAGUGGAGACCAGAACUUCAUUUAUGAUCUUGACACAGUGUUGCCAUUUCCAUGUCCAUUUGACACUUACAUUGAGGAGGCUUUUAAAUCAGAUGAUAUUCUUCUUCCAGGAUUUAGAAGAAAAAUCAGACUGAUUCGAGCAGAUUUGUAUCUGAAGACAUUUGCUUCUGACCGAUCUCACAUGAAAGAUGCCAGUGGACACUGGCAGAAGCCUCCUCCUUUCUACCCUUGCAUUGAAACUGCAGAUACACAGCUGCUCUUCUGCAACCUUUACCUAAUGAGGCAUUGGUUCAAUAAUGACUCAGAAGGCAGAGGACUGCCUACAGCCAUAACCAAUAUAACUUCCUGUACCAUUCGCAAGAUUGUCAACUUUAAUGAUUUUAUCACAAGCCUCAUGAUAUUUCCAUUACAGCCCCAGCUUAAUUAAUUAAAGUUGGAAUCAGGAGAUUGUCUGAGAAUCUCACCUUCAAUUUUUAAAAAUUAAAGUUUCUAAUCCUGAUCGUUACCUAACUGCAGAUUCUCUUCUCCCGCUGCUCUGAUCAUGUCUCCAGAGCCUCCCUUUUCUUGAAUCUCAGUACUUGGCUUCCAGUAGUCUAUAUGCUGCACAGUCAAACUUCCCACUUUCAAAGAGUAACCUGUGGGUGGACUAGAGUUUACUUCACUGCCCUUCUCCUAAUACCUAAAAACAACUGCCAUAGA
Molecule: messenger RNA, 1138 nt
Organism: Mauremys reevesii (Reeves's turtle)
Lineage: Eukaryota; Metazoa; Chordata; Testudines; Geoemydidae
Gene: NTAQ1
Product: N-terminal glutamine amidase 1
Exons: 6
Coding region: 180-866 (228 amino acids)
Cellular component (GO): cytosol; nucleus
Molecular function (GO): protein-N-terminal asparagine amidohydrolase activity; protein-N-terminal glutamine amidohydrolase activity
Source: RefSeq, a predicted model, not a curated record